This is a messenger RNA of Arabidopsis arenosa, 548 nucleotides long. Lineage: Eukaryota; Viridiplantae; Streptophyta; Magnoliopsida; Brassicales; Brassicaceae. The record is from the annotation of a GenBank genome assembly.
GGAUCAUAAUCACUCAAUAUCAAUUCCCACAUCCCCAACUUUUUAAACACAAUCAAUCACCAACUCAUCAGAUAAACAAGAAACAGAGAGAGAUAAAGAGAUCACACGUGGGAAUCCAACUUACCAAUUGCAAUGGCGUCAAUGACUAUGACAUCUUCAUUUCUCCCCACCGUCUCAAAGCUUCCGGCAAACAUCUCUGGCAACAGCAGACGAAGCCUCACGGUGGUCAAAGCCUCUGCGAGCGAAAACACAACCAGCUUGGAGAACAAGAAACAAGAACAGAGCAUGAAGAUGAGGAGGGAUCUGAUGUUCACAGCUGCAGCUGCGGCUGUGUGCUCCUUAGCUAAGGUGGCAAUGGCAGACGAGGAACCAAAGAGAGGAACAGAGGCUGCCAAGAAGAAGUACGCUCCUGUCUGUGUCACAAUGCCUACGGCAAGGAUAUGCCGUAACUGAGUUCGCUAUUUAACCAGCCUCUGUAUUUAUGUCGUAAAACUAUUCUCAGUGUGGUUUGUAAUAUUUGAUCAAAUCUAUAAAAAACCUUUGUUCAA